AUGUGUGAGCGCAAUCUUCUCAGUUCUGGCUAUGUUGGUCCUCUGUUGAAUUUUCCUUCUCCGGACUCAUUGUAUUUCUCCAACCUGCGGGGAAAUGGAGCCCAUCUCUCCGGGCUUCCUCAGAUCUCUUAUGGCAGAAGAGAGGUAUGCUCGCUCCCGUGGACCUCCCCGGGUGCGUGCACAACCUCGGCACAGAGCCGCGCCUUCAGUAGCUACCCUCAGCCGUUUCUAACUAAUUCAGUGCCUCUCAAUACAAAUUCUUAUAACCACAACAAGGGACCACUGGAAGAAUCCAAGAAAUACCAUUUUCAAGAUACAAACCACAAUGCAGAGGAACCAAGGGGGCAGGAGGCAUCUUAUGUCGGUGAUUAUGGAACUACAAGCUCUGCUAACUCAAACAAAUAUGAAUUUUCCAAUUUGGAGAGACGGUUGCAAAGCACGGCUGUCCACGCCGAACUGAGCGCGACUACCCAGGCAGUAAAUGAUUAUGUUAACAAGCCUCCUCAUUCAGGGGUCCCAGUGCAGUUCUCACCUACGCAAAGCGCUCCUUGGUGUCCCUCACAAGCAAAACCAAGAAAGAAGCGUAAACCUUACACAAAGCCACAGUUAGCUGAACUUGAGAACGAGUUUAUGAUGAACGAAUUCAUAAACCGACAGAAGAGAAAAGAACUCUCUGACAGAUUGGAUUUGAGCGACCAACAAGUGAAAAUCUGGUUUCAAAAUCGAAGAAUGAAAAAGAAAAGACUGUUGAUGCGCGAGCAUGCUUUUGCCCUGUACUAA
Molecule: messenger RNA, 780 nt
Organism: Chanos chanos (milkfish)
Lineage: Eukaryota; Metazoa; Chordata; Actinopteri; Gonorynchiformes; Chanidae
Gene: hoxd12a
Product: homeobox D12a
Exons: 2
Coding region: 1-780 (259 amino acids)
Biological process (GO): regulation of DNA-templated transcription
Molecular function (GO): sequence-specific double-stranded DNA binding; DNA-binding transcription factor activity, RNA polymerase II-specific
Source: RefSeq, a predicted model, not a curated record